CUAUUUGAAGUUUCCAGUUCGUAUGAGGCUAAGUCAAGGCCUUUACGUAAUAUCGCCAUGCCCGAGAUCGACGUCGUCGAGAGCCGCUACACUGAUAAAUUGCUCCUCAAUCAGCUCUUGAUUGAUCUUUUUGGGGCUGGGAAUUUUGAGGUCGAGGUCGUGUCGGAAGAUCAUAUCCAGAUCACAUCUCCCAGGACACUGACUGAGACUGAAAAGGAGUCCGUAAAGUUGCGAACAUGAAAACCGGCUUUUCAAGUUGCCCAGAAACUCCGGAAGUGUUUAUACAUACAAGAUUAAGCCAUAAGUCUGGGCACACGAUCAUACCGCUGUUUAGGUACCACUGUGGAAGCCAGACAGUACCGUCAGGAGCGAACCAUCGCUUGGAACCCACUCAUUCAAGAGGCAGUCCAGACUCCGCUGCAUGAACAUCAGCAUUGCGCCCAGACUUUGUAAACCUCGUGGUGGCACUCCUAGCAGUGGCAAACAGGUGCGGACUUGGGGCCUAUCACUGUAAAACUCAAAGAAACAGCUUGAGGAGAAAUCAGCUUUGUCAAUUGUGCUUCCUCGCAGAGACUAUCCAUUUGCAUACCUUCAGAAAUACCCGAGAAACGUUAUAUCCC
Molecule: messenger RNA, 620 nt
Organism: Mytilinidion resinicola
Lineage: Eukaryota; Fungi; Ascomycota; Dothideomycetes; Mytilinidiales; Mytilinidiaceae
Exons: 3
Coding region: 58-240 (60 amino acids)
Source: RefSeq, a predicted model, not a curated record